Molecule: messenger RNA, 473 nt
Organism: Porites evermanni
Lineage: Eukaryota; Metazoa; Cnidaria; Anthozoa; Scleractinia; Poritidae
Source: the annotation of a GenBank genome assembly
CGAGUGUCGCUUAAACAGUCUGGUGUGCCAGGUAAAGUCCUGAACCAUACACGGAUAUCCAGACGUUUCCAAGAAUUUUCUGAUGCCCUCAGAGCCAAGCCCUAUCAGCGGCAGCGGUCUGCUCUUGAACAGCAGUUUUCUGAUUUCCUGGUUUCUUUGUCUCCCCCGAAGUGCAUUUCUUCUUGCACUUCAGAUGAUGUUAUAAAGUUUUUGAUAAGUAAGGAUAGCUCGGAAAGGACUGUGGUGCAUAGUCAGCUAUUCCCUAAGGCUAGUUGCAAUUGCCCAACGCCUUUGGCUGGCGCACGGUAGAUUCUUUGUUGGAGAAAUUUAGGGCUGUUUUCAACAAUAUUGGCCGUUCGCAUCAUUCUAACCCCGUAGCACACCCUCACGUUAAAGAAUACCUUAAAUUUGUUCGCGAGGAACAGACUAGCAAGGCUGUUGUCCCUUCCCAGGCAGUGCUUAUGUUUUUCAUU